Condylostylus longicornis is the source of this 1104-nucleotide messenger RNA. Its product is annotated as omega-amidase NIT2-like. Gene Ontology annotation, molecular function: omega-amidase activity. The transcript is spliced from 4 exons. Gene Ontology annotation, biological process: L-glutamine metabolic process; oxaloacetate metabolic process. The record is from RefSeq and is a predicted model, not a curated record. Gene Ontology annotation, cellular component: mitochondrion. NCBI's taxonomy places the organism in Eukaryota, Metazoa, Arthropoda, Insecta, Diptera, Dolichopodidae. Bases 80 to 931 code for a protein of 283 amino acids.
GUUCAUGCAGUAAUUCAUUUGGUUUACAUUUGUAAAGAAGGAAGAGCUUUUUCCAGCUUACAAUUUUUUUAAAACAAACAUGUCAUCUGAUACAAUCAAAACUGCAUUAUUACAAUUAAGUGUACUAGAGAAUAAACAAGAAAAUAUCAAGAAAGCGAUUCGUUUUAUUAGUGAUGUAGUAGCAAAAAAUCAAGUUGAACUAGUCAUUUUACCAGAAUGCUUCACUGGAUCAUAUAAUGUUAAUGAUUUUGCAUCACAUGCAGAAUCUGUUCCAAACGGAGAAGCAUGCCAAGCUUUAUCUAAAAUUGCAAAAGAAUUAAAAAUUUAUAUUAUUGGUGGCAGUGUUAUUGAAAAAGAUUUUAAUGGAAAGUUAUACAACACAUGUACAGUAUGGUCACCCACUGGCGAAUUAAUUGCAAAACAUCGAAAAAUUCAUUUGUUUCAUGUUGAAAUUGACAAACAAUAUUUUGGAGGAUCAAAAUUUAAUGAAGCAAUCGCUUUAACACCAGGAAAUUCAUUUACAACAGUUAUGAUUAAAAAUAAAAAAUUUGGCAUAGGUAUUUGUCAUGAUAUACGUUUUGAUGAAUUGGCACGUAUUUAUAGAAACGAAGGCUGUGAAAUGUUAGUAUAUCCUUCAGCAUUUUGUACCUGUCAGGGUCCAAUGCAUUGGGAGUUGCUGCAAAGAGGUAGAGCAACUGAUAAUCAACUUUAUGUUUGCCAAGUAUCAGUUGCUAGAAAUCCUACAACGGAAUAUGUUGCAUAUGGUCAUACAAUGUUAGUUGAUCCUUGGGCUAAUGUAGUCUGCGAAGCAUCUGAGAAAGAAGAAGUUUUAGUUGUUGAUAUUGAUUUCAAAAAAGUUCAAGAAGUACGAAGACAAAUACCAAUUUUUCCAGAAAGAAGAACCGAUUUGUAUAAUACACUUAAAAUGUAAAUUUUUUUACAGAAAUAUCCAAAGUCACAAUUAUUAACAUCACUUUGAAAGAAUAAAGUUUUUUUAUAUCCAUUUAUACAUUAUAAUGUAAACAUAGAAAGACACACUCAUUUCAAAUGUUUUUGUAAUUUUUUUGAUUAAUAGAAUAAAAUAACAAACGAAAUUAAAGAGUU